This is a messenger RNA of Cyclopterus lumpus (lumpfish), 1456 nucleotides long. RefSeq names its product neutrophil cytosolic factor 4 (gene ncf4). NCBI's taxonomy places the organism in Eukaryota, Metazoa, Chordata, Actinopteri, Perciformes, Cyclopteridae. The coding region runs from base 25 to 1308 and encodes 427 amino acids. Gene Ontology annotation, biological process: superoxide anion generation; phagocytosis; respiratory burst. Gene Ontology annotation, molecular function: phosphatidylinositol binding; superoxide-generating NADPH oxidase activator activity; protein binding. The transcript is spliced from 7 exons. Gene Ontology annotation, cellular component: NADPH oxidase complex. The record is from RefSeq and is a predicted model, not a curated record.
CGGAUCCCUGAACUCAACACCUACAUGAAGGUGAGCAGGGUCCCUGAACUCAACACCUACAUGAAGGUGAGCAGGGUCCCUGAACUCAACACCUACAUGAAGGUGAGCCGGAUCCCUGAACUCAACACCUACAUGAAGGUGAGCAGGGUCCCUGAACUCAACACCUACAUGAAGGUGAGCCGGAUCCCUGAACUCAACACCUACAUGAAGGUGAGCAGGGUCCCUGAACUCAACACCUACAUGAAGGUGAGCCGGAUCCCUGAACUCAACACCUACAUGAAGGUGAGCAGGGUCCCUGAACUCAACACCUACAUGAAGGUGAGCAGGGUCCCUGAACUCAACACCUACAUGAAGGUGAGCAGGGUCCCUGAACUCAACACCUACAUGAAGGUGAGCCGGAUCCCUGAACUCAACACCUACAUGAAGGUGAGCAGGGUCCCUGAACUCAACACCUACAUGAAGGUGAGCAGGGUCCCUGAACUCAACACCUACAUGAAGGUGAGCCGGAUCCCUGAACUCAACACCUACAUGAAGGUGAGCCGGAUCCCUGAACUCAACACCUACAUGAAGGUGAGCAGGGUCCCUGAACUCAACACCUACAUGAAGAGGCUGCUGGGGUUGCCAACAUGGCUGCUGCUGGACGAAGCUCUCCGGAUGUUCUUCUACCAGACGGAACACGACAGCCAGCAUCAACCGCGCGUCCUCAGGCGACUCCGCCCACCGACCCGUAAAGUGAAGACGGUCAAACCAAAGAUGGACAUCUUCUCGUCCCCCAGGGCCGAGGCAAUGUUUGACUUUCGCGGCAACAGCAAGGCGGAGUUGAACCUGAAGAAAGGAGAAGUGAUCUUCCUUCUGCAACGAGUCAACACAGACUGGCUGGAGGGCACAGUCAACAACCAGACAGGUAUUUUCCCACAAUCCUUUGUGAAGAUCAUUAAGCCCCUCCCACCGAGCGACUCGGAGAGCGAGGGCGGAGGCCCCUCCUACAGCUGUCUGCGCUGCUUCCUGCUCACCCCCUCUGGGGUCCACACCAGAGACGUGUGCGUCCAAGAGGACCUCUCCAUCCAGCCGACGUACAAGGACCUGGUGUCUCGCAUGAGGAACGUCUUCAAGCUGGACGACGUCGCCCUGAACUACCGCGACCUCGAGGGCGACCUCGUUCGCGUCCUGGACGACGAGGACAUCCAGCUGAUGAUCCGAGAGAGCAGAGGUCAGCAGGGCAAGGUCAAGAGACCCGUCAAUCAGUUUCCGUGGGAGCUGCACGUGACCUUGACCUCUGACCUCUCCGUGUACAACUCGGAGGCCUAAGAGAGCGGAGGUCAACGGAGGAUAUUUAGUGUUCUCUCAGAACUCGAUCGGGUUGUUGCUGGUUUUAUUUUUCAUUCGUUCUCAUUCAUGCAACAAAUGUCGCCGGUUCACUUCACCAAAUAAAUAAAGGAUGUCUGUACAAGCUCCA